Messenger RNA from Octodon degus (degu), 7765 nucleotides. It is a transcript of the gene Arfgef2, whose product is annotated as ADP ribosylation factor guanine nucleotide exchange factor 2. Gene Ontology annotation, molecular function: guanyl-nucleotide exchange factor activity. Bases 165 to 5528 code for a protein of 1787 amino acids. NCBI's taxonomy places the organism in Eukaryota, Metazoa, Chordata, Mammalia, Rodentia, Octodontidae. The record is from RefSeq and is a predicted model, not a curated record. The transcript has 40 exons. Gene Ontology annotation, biological process: regulation of ARF protein signal transduction.
CUCUCCAACAUGGCGGCGCUGUGGGGCCGGGGCGUCUCUUCCUGACUAGGCGGCGCGCACGGACGCGGCCGGUGCCGGCCCGGGAGGCCGGGCCCACGGUCUCUGUCGCCCGCUAGCUCGCGCCGCCAGCCUGCGGGGCUGCCAGCCUCUGCCGGGCCGGGGCCAUGCAGGAGAGCCAGACCAAGAGCAUGUUCGUGUCCCGGGCCCUGGAGAAGAUUCUAGCCGACAAGGAGGUGAAGCGGCCCCAGCACUCCCAGCUGCGCAGGGCCUGCCAGGUGGCGCUCGAUGAAAUUAAAGCAGAACUAGAAAAGCAGAGGCUGGGCACUGCAGCACCACCAAAGGCAAAUUUCAUUGAAGCUGACAAGUAUUUCCUUCCAUUCGAGCUUGCCUGCCAGUCCAAGUCCCCCCGUGUGGUCAGCACGUCCCUCGACUGCUUGCAGAAACUCAUAGCAUAUGGACACAUCACAGGCAAUGCUCCUGACAGCGGAGCCCUGGGGAAGCGACUAAUCGACAGAAUUGUGGAAACCAUUUGCAAUUGUUUUCAGGGCCCACAGACAGAUGAAGGUGUUCAGUUACAAAUUAUUAAGGCUCUUCUGACUGCAGUGACUUCCCCACACAUUGAAAUUCACGAGGGUACUAUCCUGCAGACAGUGAGGACAUGUUAUAAUAUCUACCUGGCCAGCAAAAACCUCAUCAAUCAGACGACCGCCAAGGCCACGCUUACCCAGAUGCUGAAUGUCAUCUUUACCCGCAUGGAAAACCAAGUGUUACAAGAGGCCAGAGAAUUGGAAAAACCAAUCCAUUCAAAACCCCAGUCUCCUGUGAUUCAGGCUGCAACAGUGUCCUCAAAGCUCAGUCGUUUGAAACAGAGCCUGGCACAGAGCAAACCAACAACUCCAGAAAAAACAGAUCUACCCAAUGGUGAACACGCCAUGAGUGAUCCUGGAAAAGAGAGCUCAGAAAACGGAGACAUACCCAGAGAAAGAGGCUCGUCACUCUCAGGGUCUGAUGAUGGAGCCCAGGAAGUGGUGAAGGACAUUUUAGAAGAUGUGGUCACAUCUGCUGUUCAAGGAAGCUCAGAAGCAGCAGAAAAGCACAGUGUGACGGAUCCCAGCAGGCUCCUAGGUGGACUAGAGUGCCAGGAGUGUGCUGUUCCCCCAGGAGUUGAUGAAAACUCACAAACCAAUGGCAUAGCAGAUGAUAGGCAAUCCUUGUCCUCCGCAGAUAAUCUGGAAUCGGAUGCACAAGGACAUCAAGUGGCUGCUAGAUUCUCCCACAUUCUACAGAAGGAUGCCUUCCUGGUAUUCCGCUCCCUGUGCAAGCUGUCUAUGAAGCCCCUUGGGGAAGGCCCCCCAGAUCCAAAAUCCCACGAGCUGCGUUCCAAGGUGGUCUCCCUGCAGUUGCUUCUGUCCGUGUUGCAGAAUGCUGGCCCAGUCUUCAGGACUCAUGAGAUGUUCAUCAAUGCAAUCAAGCAAUAUCUCUGUGUGGCCUUGUCCAAAAACGGCGUCUCUUCAGUGCCUGAUGUCUUUGAGCUCUCUCUUGCUAUUUUCCUUACUCUUCUUUCAAACUUUAAAAUGCACUUGAAAAUGCAGAUAGAGGUGUUUUUCAAAGAGAUUUUCCUGAACAUUUUAGAAACAUCCACAAGUUCUUUUGAGCACAGGUGGAUGGUCAUUCAGACGCUGACCAGGAUCUGUGCAGAUGCCCAGUGCGUUGUGGAUAUUUAUGUCAAUUAUGACUGUGAUUUAAAUGCUGCUAACAUUUUCGAGCGCCUAGUAAAUGAUUUAUCCAAAAUCGCUCAGGGAAGAAGUGGACAUGAGCUGGGAAUGACACCUCUUCAGGAGCUAAGUCUGAGGAAGAAAGGCUUGGAGUGCCUCGUGUCCAUUCUCAAGUGCAUGGUGGAAUGGAGCAAGGACCUGUAUGUGAAUCCUAACCACCAGACCAGCCUUGGUCAGGAGAGGCUCAUGGAUCAGGAAAUGGGAGAUGGGAAAGGGCUUGACAUGGCACGACGGAGCAGUGUGACGUCCAUGGAGUCAACAGUGUCCUCGGGGACCCAGACAGCCAUUCAGGAUGAUCCAGAGCAAUUUGAGGUCAUCAAACAACAAAAGGAAAUCAUCGAACAUGGCAUUGAGCUCUUCAAUAAGAAACCCAAGCGGGGGAUCCAGUUUCUCCAAGAGCAAGGCAUGCUGGGAACAUCAGUUGAAGACAUUGCACAGUUCCUGCACCAGGAGGAGCGCCUCGAUUCUACCCAAGUAGGCGAUUUCCUGGGAGACAGCACGAGGUUCAACAAGGAGGUGAUGUAUGCCUACGUGGACCAACUGGACUUCUGUGAGAAGGAAUUUGUCUCAGCCUUGCGAGCAUUCCUGGAAGGUUUCCGCCUCCCUGGGGAAGCCCAGAAAAUUGACCGCUUAAUGGAGAAGUUCGCUGCAAGAUACAUAGAGUGCAACCAAGGGCAAACUCUGUUUGCUAGUGCUGACACUGCGUAUGUCCUGGCAUAUUCCAUCAUUAUGCUCACUACAGACUUGCACAGUCCUCAGGUAAAAAAUAAAAUGACGAAAGAGCAGUAUAUUAAAAUGAAUCGGGGAAUCAAUGAUAGUAAAGAUCUACCAGAGGAAUAUCUCUCCAGCAUCUAUGAAGAGAUAGAAGGCAAGAAAAUUGCAAUGAAAGAAACAAAAGAACAUACGAUUGCCACCAAGUCUACUAAGCAGAGUGUGGCUAGUGAAAAGCAGCGGCGGCUGCUGUACAAUUUAGAGAUGGAGCAGAUGGCUAAAACAGCCAAAGCGCUGAUGGAAGCUGUGAGUCACGCCAAAGCGCCUUUUACGAGUGCCACUCAUUUGGAUCAUGUCCGGCCGAUGUUCAAAUUGGUGUGGACGCCACUGUUGGCAGCAUAUAGCAUUGGACUGCAGAACUGUGACGACACUGAAGUGGCAUCCCUGUGUUUGGAGGGCAUCCGCUGUGCCAUCCGAAUCGCCUGCAUCUUUGGAAUGCAGCUGGAACGAGAUGCCUAUGUUCAGGCUCUUGCUCGCUUCUCCCUGCUGACAGCCAGCUCCAGUAUCACAGAAAUGAAGCAGAAAAACAUUGACACCAUAAAGACACUUAUUACUGUGGCUCACACUGAUGGCAACUAUCUUGGGAACUCCUGGCAUGAGAUCUUGAAAUGCAUCAGCCAGCUGGAGCUCGCUCAGUUGAUAGGGACUGGGGUGAAGACGCGCUACCUCUCUGGGUCUGGCCGUGAAAGGGAAGGGAGCCUGAAGGGCCACACACUGGCAGGAGAAGAGUUCAUGGGCCUGGGCCUUGGUAAUCUGGUGAGUGGUGGAGUGGACAAAAGGCAGAUGGCCAGCUUCCAGGAGUCAGUGGGUGAGACCAGCUCCCAGAGCGUGGUUGUUGCUGUGGACAGGAUUUUUACUGGGUCUACCAGGCUGGAUGGAAAUGCAAUAGUUGACUUUGUCCGCUGGCUGUGUGCUGUUUCCAUGGAUGAACUGGCUUCUCCCCACCAUCCUCGCAUGUUCAGCCUGCAGAAGAUCGUGGAAAUAUCAUACUACAACAUGAAUCGGAUCCGAUUGCAAUGGUCCCGCAUAUGGCAUGUGAUUGGAGAUCACUUCAAUAAGGUUGGCUGCAACCCCAAUGAAGACGUGGCUAUCUUUGCUGUUGACUCACUACGACAGCUCUCCAUGAAGUUUCUGGAGAAGGGUGAAUUAGCCAAUUUCCGUUUCCAGAAAGAUUUCCUGAGGCCUUUUGAGCAUAUUAUGAAGAAAAAUAGGUCUCCAACCAUCCGGGACAUGGUGAUCCGCUGCAUUGCCCAGAUGGUGAAUUCCCAGGCAGCUAACAUCCGCUCAGGCUGGAAGAACAUCUUUGCUGUGUUCCACCAGGCAGCCUCUGAUCAUGAUGGAAACAUCGUGGAGCUGGCCUUCCAGAGCACAGGCCACAUUGUUACAAGUAUCUUCCAGCACCAUUUCCCUGCAGCCAUCGAUUCCUUUCAGGAUGCUGUGAGGUGUUUAUCAGAGUUUGCCUGCAAUGCUGCUUUCCCGGACACCAGCAUGGAGGCCAUCCGGCUCAUCCGCUUCUGUGGGAAAUACGUCUCUGAGAGGCCUCGGGUGCUACAAGAAUACACCAGUGAUGAUAUGAAUGUAGCUCCUGGCGACAGAGUCUGGGUCCGAGGCUGGUUCCCCAUCCUAUUUGAGCUGUCUCGCAUCAUUAACAGAUGCAAGUUAGAUGUACGGACAAGAGGACUCACGGUAAUGUUUGAAAUCAUGAAGAGCUAUGGCCAUACCUUUGAAAAGCACUGGUGGCAGGACCUGUUCAGAAUUGUGUUUCGGAUUUUUGACAAUAUGAAGCUUCCUGAACAACAGUCAGAGAAGUCUGAGUGGAUGACCACAACCUGCAACCAUGCACUUUAUGCCAUUUGUGAUGUUUUUACCCAGUUUUAUGAAGCUUUGAAUGAAGUGCUUCUUUCUGAUGUAUUUGCACAGUUGCAGUGGUGUGUUAAGCAAGAUAAUGAACAGUUGGCUCGAUCAGGUACAAAUUGCCUAGAAAAUUUAGUAAUAUCCAAUGGAGAGAAAUUCAGUCCCGAUGUCUGGGGUGAAACGUGCAACUGUAUGUUGGAUAUUUUCAAAACCACCAUCCCACAUGUUUUGCUGACAUGGAGACCUGUGGGAAUGGAGGAAGAGUCAUCGGAAAAACAUUUGGAUGUGGACCUGGACCGCCAAUCUCUAAGCAGCAUAGAUAAAAAUGCCUCAGAGAGGGGCCAGAGCCAGCUCUCUAACCCGACCGAUGACAGCUGGAAGGGUAGACCAUAUGCAAAUCAGAAACUGUUUGCCAGUCUCCUCAUCAAGUGUGUGGUCCAGCUGGAAUUGAUACAAACCAUUGACAACAUCGUGUUCUACCCUGCAACAAGCAAAAAGGAAGAUGCAGAACACAUGGUUGCUGCCCAGCAAGACACCUUGGAUGCAGAUAUCCACAUCGAGACAGAGGCCCAGGGCAUGUAUAAGUACAUGUCUUCACAGCACCUCUUUAAGCUGCUGGACUGUUUGCAGGAAUCUCAUUCAUUUUCAAAGGCCUUCAACUCCAAUUAUGAGCAGCGGACCGUCCUGUGGCGGGCAGGUUUUAAGGGCAAAUCUAAACCCAAUCUUCUCAAACAAGAAACCAGCAGCCUGGCCUGUUGUUUGAGGAUCCUGUUUCGUAUGUAUGUUGAUGAAAAUCGCAGAGAUUCCUGGGAUGAAAUACAGCAGCGACUUUUAACUGUGUGCAGUGAAGCUCUUGCCUAUUUCAUCACGGUGAAUUCUGAAAGCCAUCGGGAGGCCUGGACAAGUCUCUUGUUGUUACUUCUAACCAAAACCCUCAAAAUAAAUGAUGAAAAGUUCAAAGCACAUGCCUCAAUGUACUACCCCUACUUGUGUGAAAUUAUGCAGUUUGACCUGAUCCCUGAGCUCCGAGCAGUUCUACGCAAGUUCUUCUUACGGAUAGGUGUUGUAUAUAAGAUAUGGAUUCCAGAAGAGCCCACACAGGUACCAGCAACACUGUCACCAGCGUAGUAGCCUCAGAGGCACUGCUGUGGCCCUACAGAACAUUCAUCAUGCCAUUUUUGACUGCCCCAUUCACUUUACAGAAGCAAGGAGCUGCCUUUUAGGAUCUCAGAAUGUCCUAGAUAAGGUCAGUCUCUGCGCUGGCCCCAUGAAACAUCCCGACAACUGAGGCUUGUGGUAUUUCAUUAAACUGUUGCAUACCCAGCUGAUACAGGCGGGGAAUCUGUUUCACUGUCAUUCCAUUUUAUUGAUUCAACUGUCCAAUCUGUCAUUGCAAAUGCCAUCAUUUCUUAGCAAAAUCCCAUGAUUGGCUGUAAAUGUUUUGUCAGAGGAAGUCACUCCUUGAAAAUACUGAACAUAGAUGUAUAGGUUCAUGAUUAUUAGAGUAUGUUAAUAAAAUUUCUUGUAACGGCUGCCAUCUAAAGUAUGCCAGGUAUUUGUUGUUGAGUGUGUUGAAGAAAUUUGAGUGUUUUGUCUAUUAUGAGUCAGCCAUAGUUAGAUUAGUUUGGAGAAAGAGAAAAGAUCGUUUUUAUGUUUUGUUUUAUUAACGUCUGAGUGAUUUUUAAAAAAGUAUUUUACAAAAAGAUAUUAUUGAAGAUUUAAUUGAAAGCAGAAUUUAGUAAUUAAGUGUUAAGAGCUUACAAGGUUUAAAAAAUGUAGUGCCUCAUGGCACUCCCUGUUUUAGUAACCUGGGAAGAAGUCUAUAGGAAAAAGUAAACAAUUUCAUCAAGACGAUUAGCUUUCUUUAAAGUAUUUAUGGAUGGGUGUUCGAUUAAAAUUUCCAGAAAAAUUAUCCAUCUCACACUCUGAAAUAUAAUAUAUGAAGUAAUAAUGAAGUAGUAAUUACCUGGAGUUCAUUUAUCUUUGAGUAAACCAUUUUAUUUUUACCUCAGAAGAAUGAGUGUACUGAUAGUGUCGCUGCUUUGCACAGUCCCCAUUAAAGGGACCUCCAGAGGGAGGGACAGUAACUUCAUGAGAAGGGUUGCUCCCAAGGUCACCUCACCAAGUAUCAUGAUAGAAUAGAGCCACCGUGGGGCCAGCACAGCUGAACUGUGACAAUAACAGGAGGUGACAGGUACUCAGCACUAUUGUUAUUUGAACCAUGGAGCUCAAUUCUCUGUCAAGACAGAUCCUGGGGUCCUUAGGAUGUUCCUGGUGGUGCAAUAGAGGCAUUCUCAUGCAGCUCAUGGCAAAGCAGGCAGUAUAUGAGUACAGCAAUAUAUUUGAAAGUUAAUUUAUUGAGUCCAUGAGAAAGAGAACACACACUUCAUGCUUGGACCUCAUCCACUGCUCAGCUAGGGCAGCACCAAGUGUUAAAAAAAAAAAAAAAAAAAAAAAGUGUCACACAGAGUGAUGUAAACAUUCAAACUUCUACCUACACUCUAGUCCUGUAAAUUGGGUUGUGUUGAUGUCAACUCUGGUGCCUUAGAAGUCAGUAGUUUGGGAAUCUGUAAAAUCUGAUAUUUUUUCUUUCUGGAGAAGGCUUUCUGGUGCUUCUGCUUAUUACUAAGAGACUUAAUUUCUUAAGGGUUUUUUUUUGUUGUUGUUGUAAUUGUUAACAGUCUUGAGAAAUGUUUGAUUUGGGUCAGCAGUACGCUUAUCUACUUUUUUUGUUGCCCAAAAGUGUUUUAAUUUCUCUACCAAAGAAAAUCAGGUUUAGGUUUUUAGUUUAUUUGCAUACACUAUAUAAGAGGAGCUAUGUCAUUUAUCAGGAAAGGACCCUGGGAGAAUGCUUUGCCGUGAAUGGAAUGUAGACAUUUGAUUGACUUGUCCUGGAAUUGGUUACAUCUUUAUGCUGCACCCUAAAACCUACACCUAAGGCCUGCCCUGGCAUUGUCUUCUGUCACUGCCCUAACAAGCCCGUCAUCCUCACUGCAAUCUUUUUACCAAGUUUUAGUGGGGAGCAGGCAUGUUGGCUUGUUGAGUGCAUCCUGCAUGCAGCUGCACCCUGGGUUGGUGAUCUUGCCUUUCUCUCUGAUGUUUUCAUGCAGCAUUGCUCAUCAAAACUUGCCAGUGUCAGGGCUGAGGAUUUGCCUCAGCGGUGGAAUGCUUGUCUAGCAACUGGAAGCCCUGGGUUCAGUCCUUGGCACCAAAACAAAAAAUAAACCUCCCCUAAAAAAAAAAAAGUAAACUUUCUAGUAUCCUCCAGCCUUCUAAUUUUUGCCUGUUGCAGGAUAGGAAGUGUGUCAGUACAUUUUAUUGCUUGCUGAAACAGGCUUAAAUUUCUUAAUUUUGUCUUUUAAAAG